CAAGUGCCAGGCAAUCAAACUGAGCCUGCACCGCUGCUGCUGGCCCUACACUAGUUUAAAACCCCAGGUACUUAACCGUUCAUCGUGACCCUGUCCGGAGCCCGUCUUGAUUCUGAACUUUCCACCCCAACACACCAAGUUUUUGAAUCAUUAGGCCUCGGCAGGGCCACCAUCGCCAAUGGACGCAACAUACACGCAGCACAGGCCGUCGUGGCGGCGCAAGAGCCGUUCGGGAGCAGGCCUCGACAGCCUCUCGCUCGCACCGCUCACCACCCGCCUCCCACUCCGCAACGAAGACUACGAGGCCAUCAAUUCCGCCUCCUCCCUGUCGCGCCCUCACACCUCGUACCUCUACGGCCGCUCCGCCCCUACCACUCCGCGCCUCCUCUCGCACUCUCCGCCGCCCAGCCGCCCCCGCCGCCCGGCGCGCGGCGCCUCGGUACCGUACACCCCGGAGCUCGGCGCCCUCGCAGGGAACAAGCACCACUACCGCCCGUCCAAGACGGCCGCGGCCUCGCCCGCUGCGGCGCGCAAGCGGCGGAGCGACAAGGGCGGCGGCGGCAGCAGCAUCUUCCCCGAUACCGACUUCCUCCUCCACGUCGGCGCGCUCAUCGCGUCCGAGGCGCGCGACGCCAAGGGCCAGGGCUGGCUCGUGACGCGCGCCAGCUCCACGACCAGCCUGCCCGUCGAGCCCGAGAACUACCGCGCGCGCGGGGCCGUGGCGGCUGGCGGCGGCGGCAACGGCAACGGCGGCAGCAGCAGCAGGAGCGCGUGGAACAGUCGGCGCGGAAGCAGGGACUUUGCGGCUGCCGGUGCUCGCGGCGCAGCCUCGGUGCCGUUCACGUCGCCUGCCCACAGCCGGUUCGCGAGCCGCAGCCAGAGCCAGGCCAGCCUGUUUGGCGGCAUGGGCAACCGGACCAUGACGCCCGAGGAGAUGAGGAGGGCUGACAUGCUGGCGCUGACGGAGGACGACCCCAAAGUGGUGGAGGAUUACUUCUCUAGGGCUACGGUACCGACCAACGAGGACGGGACGAUGCCGACGUUUGUGGGGUUGGACGAGGCCCUCGAGUAUGGCGUCGUGGACGGGCAGGACGAGCAGGAGACCCUGGCGGAGGCUGAGGAGUACGUCCGGGAGCUCAUGAAGAAUAGGGGCAUUCUGGGCUGGCUGGUGGACAAGAUGAGCGGGCGCGAGGACUCGCACGUUGAAGACGAGCCGGCCAUGGAAGAGUAUGAGGCGGACGACUACGACGCGUGGAAAGAAGCGGAGCGGGAUCGCCAGGAGAGGCGAUCAGCGAGUUUGAAGAGGCUCCAGGAAUGCACAAUCAUACCGUUAGAUUGCACUAACGACCCGCCUCCAAAGGAAGAUCAGGGCAUAUUGGGCGAUGCUUCGUGGCUUCUGAAAGUGGCUGCGAAAGCUCUCUUUGCGUGAGAGAACAGGGCUAAGAGAGAGGGGAGGACUGGAUACAAGGCCGAGGCCGGGAGCAGCUAGCGGGUCUACGCGUUUCUUCUACUACUACAGCUUAAUCGUGAAGGAGACGGGCUCUGGAGCCGUCUGUCGGACGACCUAUUUUCCACCCCAGUUUGGGGUGCGGGGGCCGGCAUUUUAACAGCCGUGGACAGCGUUGGGAGCUUUGAAGUUGCAUUUCUGGAACCUGCCUUAUCAUCGUCAGGAAGGUGUACAAGCCGCCCGUCUAGUAAUAAUACGCUUUUUAUCUUUUAUCAGCCUACGAUCAUCAUCACCACCUUAGACAUGCCGAAAGCCUCAAAGUUGAGGGGGUAAACCGACGAGAGCAGCCGGAGCGAACGCGCUAGGCACCACCGGUCCGGUCCAGUCCGGUCUCGCGGCGGAAGCAAAACCCGUCAUCCUAGACGCAUCCACCGGGUUGUCGUCUCUUCGCAAACCGCCCAG
This is a messenger RNA of Thermothelomyces thermophilus ATCC 42464, 1909 nucleotides long. RefSeq lists its product as uncharacterized. The transcript has a single exon. The record is from RefSeq and is a predicted model, not a curated record. Lineage: Eukaryota; Fungi; Ascomycota; Sordariomycetes; Sordariales; Chaetomiaceae. Bases 179 to 1429 code for a protein of 416 amino acids.